CAACGACGUUUCCCUUGGCCUUGCGGGCUCGCUAUAUUCACUUGUUACACAACUUCGUCUUCUUCCUCUUCUUCGUCUCGACCGGCUCUCUAAUCAUCUUCUUCUGCGUUUUCGUUUUGCACUGUUCCAUCAAUGGCAGCUAAUCAUCGGAAGGAUGAAGCGUAUGUUUCCGCAGUCAUCCCCAAACCUAUUAAGCGGAUCCAAGCCAAUCAAGUCGAGUCUCCAUCACACGCUGCGACCAAGACUACAUCGCCAGAUGGGAAUGUGAAAGAAGGAAAGAAACGGGAGGCAAAUCCAAUAGAUAAUCAAGUAAUCGCCAUUAACGAUGCGGUUCACAAGCUUCAGCUCGCUAUGCUUGAAGGUAUCACUGAUCAGAACCAGCUCUUCGCUGCGGGGAAAUUGAUAUCUCGAUUAGACUACGAAGAUGUCGUCACUGAACGAACGAUCGCUAAGCUCUGUGGUUAUCCUCUUUGCCAGAGAUUUCUCCCUUCCGAUGUUUCUAGAAGAGGAAAGUAUCGGAUUUCCUUGAAGGAGCAUAAGGUUUACGAUUUACAGGAGACGAGAAAGUUUUGUUCGGCGGGUUGUUUAAUUGAUAGCAAAACGUUUUUGGGGACUUUGCAAGAGGCUCGUACCUCGGAGUUUGAUUCUGUGAAGUUGAAUGAGAUUUUGGAGUUGUUUGGUGAUUCGGAAGUGAAAGGUUCUUUGGAUGUCAAUAAGGAUUUAGAUUUGUCUAAGCUUAUAAUUCGGGAGAAUUUUGAAGUGAGAGGUGGAGAAUCGUCUUUAGAGCAGUGGAUGGGUCCUUCUAAUGCUGUUGAAGGUUAUGUUCCCUUGGAUCAAAGUGAUUGCAAAUCAAGAAAUUGCAAAGACGGUGAUUUUAAGGCUACUCAAAGUAAUCAAGAGAAACACAAGGACCCGCCAUUUAGCGAGAUGGAUUUCACUAGCACAGUAAUUAUGCCUGAUGAAUAUAGUGUUUCAAAGCUUCCACUGCAAACCAAACAAGCUUCUCCUGUUGGGGUAUCUGAUGAUGGCAAAGGGAAAACAGUUCUGAGAGAACAAACUGUAGUUCCUGCCACAAAAAAAAAAUCAAGGUUUCGUCGUGAAAAAGAAAAGGAAAAAAAGACGUUUGGCACUGAUGGGAUCGAUCUUGCGAGCUUUGGGUUUGAUGAGAUGGGUUGUGUGAGCUCUGGUACUGGAAAAGAUGGAUACAGUGUCGAAUAUAGUGUGUCUAAGCAACCACAAUGUUCCAUGGAAGAUUCUCUUAGUUACAAUCUAAAAGGAGGUCUUCAGACUCUGGACGGUAAAAAUAAUCUAUCAGGAUCCUCUUCAGGUUCUAAUGCGAAGGGCUCAAGGACAAGAGCCGAAAAAUCUGGAAAAAAAAAAAUUUCUGUUGAAUAUCAUGCUAAUUCUUAUGAAGAUGGUGAAGAAAUCCUUGCAGCUGAAUCUUAUGAAAGACACAAAGUUCAGGAUGUGUGUUCAUCAAGUGAAACCGUUACUAAGUCAUGCCUUAAAAUUUCUGGCUCUAAGAAGCUUAGUCGUUCAGUUACUUGGGCCGACCAGAAUGAUGGCUGUGGUGAUCUUUGUGAGGUUAGAAACAAUGAUUUCACAGUAGGUCCAAGCCUGUCUUCUAAUGACACAAAAGAUGGCAAUAGUUUAUCACGCCUUGCAUUAGCAGAAGCCUGUGCCUCAGCGUUAAGCCAGGCUGCCGAAGCUGUUUCUUUGGGAGAUACAGAUGCAAGUGAUGCCACUGCUAAAGCUGGAAUCGUUUUGUUGCCAAGUACACAUCAACUUGAUGAAGAGGUUACUGAGGAACAUAUUGAAGAGGAACCAACUCUUCUGAAGUGGCCAACUAAGCCCGGGAUUCCAGAUUCUGAUUUGUUUGACCGUGAUCAAUCGUGGUUUGAUGGAGCUCCAGAGGGCUUCAAUCUCACAUUAUCAAGUUUUGCUGUGAUGUGGGAUUCACUGUUUGGCUGGGUAUCAUCGUCCUCUCUGGCAUACAUUUAUGGGAAGGAAGAAUCUGCUCAUGAGGAGUUCUUAUCAGUUAACGGGAAGGAGUACCCCCGGAAGAUUAUCUUGGGAGACGGGCUUUCCUCAGAGAUAAAGGAGACAAUGGCUGGGUGCCUUGCCAGAGCUUUACCUAGAGUCGCCACUUAUCUCAGGCUGCCAAUAGCGAUAUCCGAAUUAGAAAAAGGACUGGGAAGCUUGUUGGAGACAAUGUCGUUGACAGGUGCAGUUCCGUCAUUAAAGAUGAAAGAAUGGCUAGUGAUAGUUCUUCUUUUCUUGGACGCGUUGUCUGUAUCACGCAUCCCUCUGAUUGCACCUUAUCUAUCCAACAUAAACAAGAUUCUAGAAGGAAGUGGAAUUGGAAACGACGAGUAUGAGAUGAUGAAGGAUAUAUUUUUACCACUUGGCCGUGUUCCUCAGUUUGCUACCCGAAGCGGGGCGUAGACAAAACCUCGGUUUAUUGGUUGAAGAAACCAACUUUAGAAAUAUGAAAGUAGAAGAUGAGUCUAUAAUUAUGAAUGUAAGUAAGAUCUUCAAGUCAGCCAUGGCAUGCUCUUUAGUUUUGUCGCAAUUCUAUAUGAUCAAUGGAUUAGAGAAGUUGUGUUGCUCCUUUUGUAAAAAUAAUUGUUAUAUAAAAAACAUGUGAUGCUUAAUCGCAUUAAGACUCA
Molecule: messenger RNA, 2669 nt
Organism: Capsella rubella
Lineage: Eukaryota; Viridiplantae; Streptophyta; Magnoliopsida; Brassicales; Brassicaceae
Product: putative RNA polymerase II subunit B1 CTD phosphatase RPAP2 homolog
Exons: 8
Coding region: 133-2445 (770 amino acids)
Cellular component (GO): cytoplasm; nucleus
Molecular function (GO): RNA polymerase core enzyme binding; RNA polymerase II CTD heptapeptide repeat phosphatase activity
Source: RefSeq, a predicted model, not a curated record